Molecule: messenger RNA, 2768 nt
Organism: Planococcus citri (citrus mealybug)
Lineage: Eukaryota; Metazoa; Arthropoda; Insecta; Hemiptera; Pseudococcidae
Product: broad-complex core protein isoforms 1/2/3/4/5-like
Exons: 7
Coding region: 401-2161 (586 amino acids)
Biological process (GO): regulation of transcription by RNA polymerase II
Cellular component (GO): nucleus
Molecular function (GO): protein binding
Source: RefSeq, a predicted model, not a curated record
GUACUCGAUGUUAGUUCAAUAAUUGUGUGCGAAAGCAUCGGUUUCGUUUCAACUGAUUAGAAGACUAAUACCUAGUUAAUCUUGUACCCCCUUCGUUCAUCUUUCUUUUUCACUCUCCCUCUCACAUAUUCGCACACAUACCAUCUCUCUCUUUUUUCUUUCUCUCUCUCUUGCUGUCCUCAUACGUACCUAUCUAUCCAAUUUAUGACUUUUUGAUUUCCUUCUGUGUGGUUUCUGUUUUCAUGUUUUAUAUUAUUUUAUUUAGUGCCUAGGUGCGCGUAAUAUUUUUCUUGAAUUGUUUUUCGCUAAUGAAUUCGGUUUUAGUUUCGGCGUGGUCUUUUUUUCAUACCUAGUGCGGCGUAGAUUGCAUCAAUCUAGAACGAGUUCGUUCGAUCAUACGAUGGAAGAUUUACAGCAUUUCUGCUUACGCUGGAACAACUAUAGAAACAGUAUUACGACAGCUUUUGAAAAUUUACGCGAUGAUGAAGAUUUCAUCGACGUGACAUUGGCUUGCGACGGGAAAACGCUCAAAGCUCAUCGAGUCGUGCUAUCCGCAUGCAGUCCUUAUUUCAGAGAACUGCUCAAAAGUACACCUUGUAAGCAUCCGGUAAUCGUAUUACAAGACGUGGUAUUCGACGACUUGCACGCUUUGGUAGAAUUCAUUUACCACGGUGAAGUGAACGUGCACCAAAGGAACUUGACGUCGUUUUUGAAAACAGCUGAGGUAUUAAAAGUUAGCGGAUUGACUCAGCAGAACGCCGCAGUUACCGCUACAACGCUCCCUUCUUCAGCACCUCCAAUACUUGACCAUUAUAACGAGAAUUUAUCAACACGCUUUCCAACGAGAUCACCAGGUACACCUUCGGAAAAGAUGAACCAGUUUCAACAACACUUCCUAUACAAUACCAAUCAAUCUCAAAUCAGCUUAGUAAACGACGAAAACAGAUUAGCUCAAUUGCAGACAAUUAGACAUCGACGCCAUCUUCGUUCUCUGACUCCCAUUAGAUGUUCGCAAUCGCAGGACGAUUCGCCGAUAUCGCCAAAACGAACUAAAUCAGCCGAGAAUGCUUUACAGUCGCCAUUAUCAAAUUGUUCCAAUAUCUUUUCACUGUCGCCUUCGACCAUUUCGAAUGACGAAACCACAUCGAGGAUGGGUAAAAAUUCGUGCGAAACUUUGUCGUCCUCUCAUCGCAAUAGUCCUAACGAAAUCGUCAGCCCAACCAUCGCCAACACCAAUAGAAAUACCAACAAUAGUAUGCCCAUUUCUACCACCACCGCUACCACUACCACCACCACCUCGUCGUCAUUACCAUCAUCAUCGCCAUGCUCAUCUUCCGCAACUACUGUCGAAAUACCCGUGAAUACUGUUACGACCAGCAAAGCCAACUCACCAAUCAAAUACGACGAAAAUCAUAACAACUAUAAAGACAAUAACCACAGUAAUGGCGAACAAGACAUCGACAAAGAUGAAGAAGAAGAACCACCGGUCGAUUUCUCCAUCACUAGCAGCGACAACUACGUGAAGAAAUACAACCAUCCAGAAAAUAUACACAGGACGACGUCGAAUUCGAGCCCUUCGCCAAAAAACUUAUCGCUGAAAUGUGAACCGAAGGACGAAGCAUUUGGCAAUAAUUCCAGUGCUGCCGGCAACGAUCACGAUAAUUUCAACGACAACGAUAGCAAUCUAUCGGAAGACAGACUGAGCGAUCAAUCGCCACCUUCAAAUGUACCUUAUCCUCAAGCUUUGCUAGAUGCUGAAGAUGCUUUUCAAGGACAUCCCGGUUACUUGGCGUCUUUGAGAUUUAACAUGGCGGCUGCUGCUUUAGCUGGAUUCAAUCAUCACCAAAGUCAUACGGCUGUAACGGCAAAUGCUGUACUGGACGGGCUCACUGCUCCUUCUCAAGGUUUAAAGAAAGUGUUCCCAUGUCUGGCUUGUGGCAAAGUACUGUGCUCAAAAGCGAGCCUGAAACGACACGUUGCGGACAAACACGCCUCGCACCAAGAAGAAUACAGAUGCGCGAUUUGUGAACGCGUUUACUGCUCAAGAAAUUCGCUCAUGACUCACAUAUACACGUAUCAUAAGACGAGACCGACUUUAUUAAUGCCUCCUCCCCACCAUGCGACUACAUCAAAUUCACACGCGACUGACAUCAAAUUUUAGCAAGCUGCUAGAAAAGGUAGUACGAAUACGAUUCACCAUCAUUUCGUACCACUGCCAUAAGGCCACCGGUAGAUGUAAUGGGGUUAUAAAGUCCAUCAUAUAGAAACUUAUUUGUAGCUCUGGAAUGCUGAUAUGUGAUAAGAAAACUUUGGAGGUUGAACCAGUGAUAUUGAUUAAGUCAAUUUAAGAGGUGGGGGAAGUCAAAAAAUGAGUAAAAUUAGAUUUUCACCACCUUGAACGAGGUGGAGACUGAAAUUUGGAUUAGAUAUCAUUUUUGACUAUUUUAAUCAAUUUGGUUCCUUAUUAGUUAUUAUGGUCCUCCAAAAAAAAAAAAAAAAAAACGUUUCUGUAUUCAAAUUUGACCCUUCUCAAUUCAAAGGUCAAAUGCAGAUUCUAAAAGAACCCAAGUCCUAAAAUUUGACCUCGUUGGACCCAUAUGUUCGUGUAAAUAUACUACUAGGUAUACCAUGUAUAAUGUAUUUAUGUAUAGAAUAUGUGUAUCAAGUAUAAGUCUGUUUUCGUUUCAACUUUCAUUCGUCAACUUUAUGUAAGUAUCUGUAGGUAUAUUGCGUGUAUUGUGAAUAAAAAAUUGGUGUUUUUUUUUCAA